Messenger RNA from Dioszegia hungarica, 2577 nucleotides. RefSeq lists its product as uncharacterized. NCBI's taxonomy places the organism in Eukaryota, Fungi, Basidiomycota, Tremellomycetes, Tremellales, Bulleribasidiaceae. The transcript is spliced from 4 exons. The coding region runs from base 1 to 2577 and encodes 858 amino acids. The record is from RefSeq and is a predicted model, not a curated record.
AUGCAGUACAGCACAGGAGCAGGGCCGUCUGGCUCUGCCUCGUACACGCCGCAAGGUCAAGUCAACAACGCACACACGGGGGCACCCUCAGCCUUCGCGUUCAACGGUACGAAUCCUUAUCUCCAGGCGGGUCCACCUCAGCCGGCGGGCCUUCCACAGCCAGACCCAGCGGCUACGCGGAUGGAUCCCGCCACAGCUCCACCUCUGGCGACGGCAUCGGGUGCUGCAGCUGCCGCGCCAGGGGACAAGCCUGCCAAGCGGCCAUACAAGAAACGGGCCAAGAAGGCGGCGCCGGACGCGAACGACGCGGCAGGCGGUCUCUUGCCCCAGACCCCGGCGGACAUUGGCGGGCAAGGCGGCUCGUCGGACGCUCCAACCCGGAAGAGGGCAAAGAAGGCAAAGGAGAAUGCUCCGGAGCCGGCUGGGAGUGGGCCGUCGCAGCAGCCAGCUCCCGCUUCGGUCGGACCGGCCGCGGGCAUUGGUCAUGGUCUCCCCCAGACAGCUGUCCCCAAAGACAGCGUUGCAUACCUCUACCGCGACCCUACUCUGGCAUCGCCGCCACCCAGACCCUCCGCUGGCCCAUCGUACCGCCCUCCCCAACCCCAACAGUCCCAAAACGCCCAGGCCGGCCCAUCCCACUCCAACGGCUACUAUUACUCGGUACCAUCCUCCCAAAUCGCAGACCCCAUCCGAUCCGCCGCCGCUGCCGCCCCGCCCACCACACUCAGCGAGUACGUCAGCCGCCUCAAUGCCCACAUGGCGGAUACACGCUCGGAGCGCACGGGCGACUCUAGCGCAUACCUCCCUACCGGCGAGUGGUCGGCGGAGGACAAGGCGUCGUUCUUCCCUAUCCUCGGUCGGCAUUCGACGGUGCGCCCAGACCUGAUCGCGCAGGAGACGGGCAAGUCGGAGCAAGAGGUACAGCAGUACCUCAUCGACCUGCAUGGCGCGGUACCUGCCAAUCUGGGGCGGAAGCGGGCGGGACGGGUCAAGAAGGGAGAGUGGGUUCCGGGGAUUGCUCUUGCGGCGAGAGAGAUCAGCGAUGGGGACGUUAGGGAGGAGGAGAGAAUGGUGGAGAAGUUGAAAGGCGUGGAGGCCCACGAGGCGGUGAUGCUGGAGGUGGAGAAGGGGAAGGGGAAGAAGAAGAUGACGGAGGCGUCAUGGGGCGCCCAGCUGGACGGACCUAAGAUCGGAACACUGUCGGCCCUCGUCUAUACUAGCAUCCCGUACGACCCGCUUUCCGGCAACAAGGCUGCCAAGCUGCUUCGGGAUGAGCAUCAGAUGGCCGCUAUCGAGGCGAUACCGAUCCGGCAGCGGACGACCUCGCAGAUCAAGGAGCUUCGGCGGUUGAAGGACAAGAAGAAUAUGCGGAUGAGGUACCGGCACGCCAAGCUCAUCGAGGAGGGGAUGACGGCGGAGGGCAUUGAGGCGCAGGGCGGCCCGGACGCCAUCUACCUCGCCCGGGCAGGAACCGAUCCGGUCGUUCUUGACCCCUCGGUACCCAAUGCCGCCCAGGUCGAUCCGCUCAAAGGCAACAAGCACGGCAAGAUCAUUCGGGACGAGGCGCGCCUGGCUCAUCUUAAUGGCCUGAAGCAUCCGACGCGGGAGGAGAUUGCCGAGACGCGUCGGCUGCUCAACAAGAAGCGGGCGCGUCUCAGGAUCAGGCGGAUGAAGCUGCUCGAGGAAGGGAUGACGGAGCAGCAGCUGGCGGGGAUCAAUAUCGACGAGCUGUAUGCGAAGCGGGCGGGCGUGGCUUGGGUGACGGACUCGUUGGCUGAGGAUAACGAAGUCAUACCGGGUCUGGCGGAAUGGGCGAUAGGGAGGCGGUUAGGUGAUACGCAUACUCAAGUGUCUUUCGAGGUGCUGCAACAGCUUCGAAUAUAUCUUCUCGCGUAUCUCGUCCCUCUCAUACAUAAAACCAUCAACCUCGCGGAGAAGGAACGAGUCGAUCCUAGUCGUGCGCAUGUCCAGUUGCUGCUGGAGGUGGCGGAGGAGGAGGGGAAGCUGGAGGAUGUCGAGGACGAGGAAGGGGAUGAGUGGGAGAUUGACACAACCACGACGGACAGGGAAGAGAGAGAGCUGGAUGAGCUCCUGGAUGAGGUGGAUGAGGAAUACGAUCGCGUUAGGGAGGAAGAAGGUGGGGAUUGGGAUGAUCCGUUCAAUGUCGAAGGGGGUCAUAGUCACGGUGGCAAAGCAGGGAGGGCGAAGCGGAGGGAGUACCUGGUCUUGCUGAAUCGGUACACUCUCAUGCAGUCGAGACGAGCCAUCAAGCGAGCGUCAGGGGUAGAGCGGAAGCGGAAGAGCCUACGGGGAAAGAACAAACUCUCGGCGGCGAUCAUAGAGGAUAGCGAUUCCGAGGAGGAGGUGGUGGGUAGCGAGACGACAAGUGAUAGCGAUAGUGAAGAGGAGAAGGGGGACAGCGAAGAGGGGCUGGAUAGUGAGGCGGAUGACCAAGAGGGCAGCCAGGUUGGCGAGGAGGAUAGUCCAGCAGAUGAGCAGGGGAGCGGGGAGGACGACGGGUCAGAUGGGCAGGACAUCGAAGGCAUGUUGAGCGGGUCAGAUAUGGAUGAUGAUUGA